UCUCCGUAGGGACGCGACCGAGCCGGCCGUAACGGAGCCCCACGAUGGCAGCGGCCGCAGGAGCUCUUUUCACAUCGCUGGCCGUCAUCUCCUGCAUGGUUUGCUGCCAAGCAGAGGGCGGCACGAGGAGCUACGGGCCGGUGUUCGAAGAGCAGCCCGUCAACACGCUCUUCCCCGAAGGCUCGGCCGAAGAGAAGGUCACGUUGGCUUGUCGGGCAAGAGCGAGUCCUCCCGCGACCUACAGGUGGAAGAUGAACGGCACGGAGCUAAGGAUGGAGCCGGAUUCCCGCUACCGCCUGGUGGCCGGCGACCUCGUCAUAAGCAACCCGGUGAAGUCCAAGGAUGCCGGUUCCUACCAGUGCGUGGCCUCCAACGCCCGGGGCACGGUGGUGAGCAGGGAAGCCUCCCUCCGUUUUGGCUUCUUGCAGGAAUUCUCCGCGGAAGAGCGGGACCCGGUGAGGAUCACGGAAGGCUCGGGAGUGAUGUUCACCUGCAGCCCCCCUCCCCAUUACCCAGGCUUGUCCUACCGAUGGCUUCUGAACGAGUUUCCCAACUUCAUCCCAGCGGACGGAAGGCGCUUUGUGUCUCAGACAACAGGAAACCUUUACAUUGCCAAGACAGAGGCUUCCGACCUGGGCAACUACUCGUGCUUUGCCACCAGCCACAUUGACUUCAUCACCAAAAGCGUCUUCAGCAAGUUCUCCCGCCUCAGCCUUGCUGCAGAUGCAGAUGCCAGGCAGUACGGACCCACCAUAAAAGCCCGGUUUCCUGCAGACACCUACGCUCUGGCGGGGCAGAUGGUCACUCUGGAGUGCUUUGCCUUUGGAAACCCCGUGCCCCGGAUAAAGUGGAGGAAGGUGGACGGCUCGCAGCCCUCCAAGUGGAUCGCCAGCGAGCCCCUCUUGCAGAUCCAAGACGUGGGCUUUGAGGACGAAGGCACUUACGAGUGCGAGGCUGAAAACGCCAAAGGGAGGGCCACGCACCAGGGCCGCGUCAUCAUUCAAGCUCAGCCGGAGUGGCUGAAGGUGGUGGCGGACACGGAGGCCGACAUCGGCGCGGAGCUGCGCUGGAGCUGCGCCGCAGCGGGCAAGCCGCGGCCGGCCGUGCGGUGGCUUCGCGACGGGCACCCGCUCAGCUCCCAGAACCGCAUCGAAGUGAGCGGUGGAGAGCUGAGAUUUUCCAAGCUAGUCCUGGAGGACUCUGGCAUGUAUCAGUGUGUGGCUGAGAACAAGCAUGGCACAAUAUAUGCAAGCGCUGAAUUAACAGUGCAAGCCUUAGCACCCGAUUUUAGACUGAACCCUGUGAAGAGACUAAUACCUGCAGCCCGAAGCGGGAAGGUCAUCAUCCCAUGCCAGCCAAGAGCAGCACCAAAAGCCACCGUGCUCUGGACCAAAGGGACGGAACUGCUCAUCAACAGCAGCAGGGUGACUAUUACCACAGAUGGCACUUUGAUCCUCCAGAAUAUCAGCAAAUCUGAUGAGGGAAAGUACACCUGCUUCGCCGAGAACUUCAUGGGCAAGGCCAACAGCACGGGAAUCCUCUCUGUGCGAGAUGCCACCAAAAUCACACUGUCACCAUCCAGUGCUGACAUCAACGUAGGUGAAAACCUGACUCUACAGUGUCACGCAUCCCAUGAUCCAACUAUGGACCUGACCUUCACCUGGUCACUCGACGACCUCCCCAUUGACUUGGACAGGUCGGAGGGGCACUACAGGCGAGCAAGUGUGAAGGAAACUAUUGGGGACCUGAGCAUCUCUAACGCGCAGCUAAAGCACUCGGGGCGAUACACGUGCACAGCGCAGACCGUGGUGGACAGUGCUUCUGAGUCAGCUAUGUUGACUGUGAGAGGACCUCCAGGCCCACCAGGCGGGGUGGUGGUGAGAGACAUCAGCGACACCAGUGUCCAGCUGAGCUGGAGCCGCGGCUUUGACAACCACAGCCCUAUUGCCAGGUACCUCAUCCAGGCCCGGACCCUGCUCUCCGGCAAGUGGAAACAAGCACGGACCAAUCCUGCAAACAUCGAGGGCAACGCAGAGACGGCCCAGGUGGUGAACCUCAUCCCCUGGAUGGACUACGAGUUUCGGGUCUUAGCAAGUAACAUCCUUGGAGUUGGGGAACCAAGUUUACCCUCCAGCAAAAUCCGUACCAAAGAAGCAGCACCUACGGUGGCACCAUCGGGGCUCAGCGGAGGCGGAGGGGCUCCCAACGAGCUCAUCAUCAACUGGACGCCCACGCUGCGGGACUAUCAGAACGGCGACGGGUUCGGCUACAUCCUGGCGUUCCGCAAGAAGGGCACCCAGGGCUGGCUGACGGCCCGGGUGCCGCACGCCGAGUCCCUGCACUACGUCUACCGCAACGAGAGCAUCGGGCCCUACACCCCCUUCGAGGUGAAAAUCAAGGCGUACAACAGGAAGGGAGAGGGACCAGAGAGCCUCACGGCCAUCGUGUACUCUGCAGAGGAGGAACCCAAAGUGGCUCCUUCCAGAGUUACCGCCAAGGCCGUCCUGUCCUCCGAGAUGGACGUGUCCUGGGAGCCUGUUGAGCAGGGAGACAUGACCGGAGUGCUCCUGGGCUACGAGAUCCGGUACUGGAAGGACGGCAACAAAGAGGAGGCUGCUGACAGAGUGAGGACAGCAGGACUGGUCACAUCUGCUCACGUAACAGGCCUAAACCCCAACACCAAAUACCACGUGUCAGUCAGAGCCUACAACCGCGCCGGCACCGGGCCCCCCAGUCCCUCCACCAACACCACCACAACGAAGCCCCCACCAAGGAGGCCACCAGGCAACAUCUCCUGGACUUUUUCGGGGUCUACAGUCAGCAUCAAGUGGGACCCGGUGGUGGCCCAGGCAGAUGAGUCUGCAGUUACAGGGUACAAGAUGCUCUACAGGAAGGAUUCCCACUCUGCUCCCACGCUGUAUGUGGCCAGCAAGAGCCGGAUCGACAUCCCGAUCCCUGAGGACUUCACCCAUGCCUUCGUGCAGCUCAGGGUGACAGGGCCUGGCGGAGAUGGGGUCCCAACAGAAGUCCACAUCCUCAGGAACAGUGGCACAAGCAUGAUGGUGGAAGACUCCGUGACCAAGCCCGUGCCACACGUCAUCGUCAUCACAACCAACUCUCUGGUCAUGCUGGCCCUCAUGGGCUACCUGGGGCUCUGAUGACCGUCCCCGCGACCGGGACUCCCGCACACGCUUCCUCCAAAGCUGGUGGGGAACGACUUGGCAUUUGGCUGUUUCACCGUCGAGUUGGUGCCACAGCGGCGCUACGGAGACAGGAUUUGACAACGUUGUAUUAAGAGAGGAAGAAAGAAACACCCUUUUUUUUU
This is a messenger RNA of Nothoprocta perdicaria, 3325 nucleotides long. It is a transcript of the gene CNTN2, whose product is annotated as contactin 2. Gene Ontology annotation, molecular function: cell-cell adhesion mediator activity. Bases 45 to 3158 code for a protein of 1037 amino acids. The transcript is spliced from 22 exons. Lineage: Eukaryota; Metazoa; Chordata; Aves; Tinamiformes; Tinamidae. Gene Ontology annotation, biological process: cell-cell adhesion; brain development. The record is from RefSeq and is a predicted model, not a curated record.